Messenger RNA from Colletotrichum spaethianum, 1983 nucleotides. RefSeq names its product transcription factor yanR. NCBI's taxonomy places the organism in Eukaryota, Fungi, Ascomycota, Sordariomycetes, Glomerellales, Glomerellaceae. Bases 1 to 1983 code for a protein of 660 amino acids. Gene Ontology annotation, cellular component: nuclear chromosome. The transcript has 3 exons. Gene Ontology annotation, molecular function: DNA binding; DNA-binding transcription factor activity. The record is from RefSeq and is a predicted model, not a curated record. Gene Ontology annotation, biological process: positive regulation of transcription by RNA polymerase II; meiotic cell cycle.
AUGGCAGAGCUGAAAGAGCCGGCGCAUUCCAACCUUUGGUCGAACUAUGGAAGCCCCGUCCAAAUGUCGUCUCGAUUCAACAACAGCCUGGAUUCCGGCCUCGGAAGCCACUCCUCCAACUCGCCACAUGCGGGACGCCCAAGAAGCACCCACCCGAGUGUAGACCACGGAUCGUACCCCUACGGUCGCUACCCCCAGGACGAGUCGGAUGCGUACGACCGACACUCGCAUCCAAGCUUGACCUCCCACCACAGCUUCCCCAACCUCAAGAGACCCUACUCGCAGACCGAGCAGCCUCCGUACCAGGAGAUUGUUCAGGAUCCGCGGGACGACGGCUCCAAGUUGACCGUCAACCAUGACCACAAGCUUCUCUCAUUCAAGAGAGUGCAAGACAAGCACACCAUCGUCGACCAGCAUGGCCGGAUGCAGCAGCUGGAGCUGUCCGCGCAGCUUCAUGGAAUGUUUUUCCUGUCCGAAAUGCCCUCCAACAGCACCGACGGCUCCAUCCUCCAGCCCGAGCUGACAUGCUACCGACGAAAUCUCUUUCAGAUCAGCGGUUCUCUGAUCACCCCGCGAGGCCAGCUCUCCGUCAUUACCGAGACCGGCGAGACUGUACCCGUCAGCAACACCGAAGUAACCAUCUCCGCAAUCGAGUCGGUCGACGGCCAUCCCGUCCGACUCAUCGUUAUCCCGUGGAAGACACCCCCACCCAACUCCCCUGAGAUCACCCAGAACCCGGACCAGGAGCCAGCAUCACUCCCCUUGAUCCCUUUCCAAGACGAUGGCAGCGAGGCCGAGGGAGAGUACGCAGUAUACCCCAUUGGUUGGCGCCGGCUGCAGUUUAGAAUCGCAACGGCAAACAACGGGCGCCGGAAGGAACUCCAGCAACACUUCGUGCUUCACCUCAAGGUUGUUGGAACCUUGGCCAGCGGCAGCAAAAUCGUGCUUACCGAAGCGACAACCGCGCCCAUCGUGGUACGUGGCCGCAGUCCUCGCAACUUCCAGGCCAGAAAAGAGAUCCCCCUGCUGGGGUCCAGCGCCGGCUCCAGAGGCCAAGCGUUGGUUGAGACAGGAUUGGGCAUCGUGGCAGGGCCAUUGGCCAUCAAGCCGCAGGAUGCCAAAGCAAGAGGGUUGGACAUGCAGAUGCCCCGUUCUGCCUUCACGUUCAGCGCAGGAGGUCCGAAGAUGCCAGGAGCGCCGAUGGGAGCCAUGAGAUCCAACUCGUAUCCCAACUGGUCGUCCUCGAACCCCGUCCCCAUGUCGCAGCUACCGCCGGCUGGCUCGGGAAGCUACCCAGCGACCACGAUGGGAGCAGAGCCCUACCACAAAGUUCCGCUGUCAGGCGGAACAAGCUUCAGCGGAGAGCCCCAAGACAUGCCACUGCAAACAUCGAUGCCAUCGGUGCAGCUUUCGUUGGUGGCAAACGACCAGCAUCAGCCUCCCAUCAGGACUCAGUAUGCCUAUGUGCAGAGCACGACUGCCCCGCCGCCCUUGUCGGUGUCAGCCACAGCGAUGGCAUCGAGCUCGGACAACGCCCUCAACGUGCCGAGAUACGUCGACAAUUCCCGGCCAACCAAGAGCCCCAGGCAUGCUAGCCAGCCAUCGAUUGGCUCCAUGUCCCACCACGAGGCCUCUCCCGAAUACCGAUAUGGUUCUUCGUACGGCGCCGUCGGCAACAACCCCAGCGAUAUUGCGCCGCCAUCCUACAAGACUGAGGCGCCCGCGCCGCACUCCGGCCCCGCUCGGGACUACUACCCGCCUUCGAGCUCGUGGACAACGACAGCCAGUGAGCCUGCGUCGACGGUGGCAUACAGUAGCAGCGAGGGACGGCCAUACGGUUUCCCCGACCAAUACUCGAGCGGAGGCUCUGCGCCGACACCCAAGCAGGAUCACGGACCUGCGCCGCCAGCUCCCGGGUCAUACAGCAGCGCCCACCGGGGAUCGUUUGACGGCAUGAACCAUUACUCCUGGAACGCUAAUUAG